Wyeomyia smithii (pitcher-plant mosquito) is the source of this 699-nucleotide messenger RNA. Its product is annotated as chymotrypsin-like. The record is from RefSeq and is a predicted model, not a curated record. Lineage: Eukaryota; Metazoa; Arthropoda; Insecta; Diptera; Culicidae. Gene Ontology annotation, molecular function: serine-type endopeptidase activity. The transcript has a single exon. Gene Ontology annotation, biological process: proteolysis. The coding region runs from base 1 to 699 and encodes 232 amino acids.
AUGUGGGGGUCAGUGUUGACUCGGACUUAUGUGUUAACGGCGGCACGUUGUGUCACAGGUGCUAGUGAAGGCGUGGCUGUGUUUGGGGCACACCACUUCAACGCCGAAGAUUCGGCAAUGCAAAUUGCUAACUUUUCUGCCAGUGGCGUUAUUGUUCAUCUGGAGUACAACCCGGAUAAUCUACUAAACGAUAUGGCCACCAUAAGAUUGAACAAUGCCAUCACAUACACUAAACGCGUUCGUUCUAUUCGGCUGCCAGCUCCGGGGGAUCAACGUUCAUUUGCUGGAUUGGAUGGAACCAUUGCCGGGUUUGGAGCGACAGAAAACCAAGAUCCAUCCGAAUUGUUACGCUAUAUGAGCGAGUCGAUUUUAACUUCUGCUACAUGCGUGGAGCAGUGGGAAAACAGUUACAUUUCCGAACAGCACAUUUGCCUUUCCGGUAAUAACAGCCGGUCCGUGUGCAAUAAUGAUAUCGGGGGGCCACUAACGAUAACCGAAAAUGGCGAAGCACUGCAAGUGGGGAUUGCAUUCUUCGCUGGCCCAAACUGCACGGGCCGGCCCUCUGUGUAUGCCCGUUUCACUCACUUUCUACCCUGGAUCAAGGCAAAUUCCGAUUACGGGUCAGGAGGAAUCCGCUCGGCUGUAUUAAACUCCAUGUUUUUUCUUUUGUUUUCGUGUUUCGUUGUUUCACUUAAAUAA